UACAGACUGAAAGGAGAGAGACAUAGAAACAAACGAGGGGGAGAGAGAGAGCGAGAGAGCUACAGAGAGAGCGAGAGAGAGAAAUGGCGCCUUGGUGCUGUGCUCUUUGAGCCAGUGUUUGGAGCCUCUAGAGUGAGAAUAAACAUGGUGAACACGCGGAACAGCUCGCGGCCGAGCAGCAGCCACUUCAUCUCCUCCAGGACCCGCUCAUCGUCGAGGAGUGAGCGCAACUCCGAUGAACAUAAGGAGAUAAGCAGUGAUGUGAGCAGUCCACGGCUAAGCCCGCCUGCCAAGCGGCCCCACAGGCAGAUGACAUCGGAGCCCAGCUCCAGCGACACGUCCCCUUCGCCCCAGACCAAAGGCCAGAGGGUCAGCUGGGACCUUCCCACUUACCGCACUAGGUUGUCAUCUCGUAUUAUGCAGAACGGGCAUGGCCACAUGGGCCAGGGUGACCACUCGCGCAUGAACGGCCACGUGGAGCUUAAAAGGAGCUGCCGUGUGAGGAAGAGCCAGUUUGAACACCUCAACCAGAGCCUGCUGUUUGACCAGCUGGUGAACAGCACUGCCGAGGCUGUCCUCCAGGAGAUGGACAACAUCAGCAGCAUCAGGCAGAACCGUGAGGUGGAGCGCCUCCGCAUGUGGACCAGGGACACCGAGGAGGAAAACAUGGACAUGUACUCUCGUGUGAAGCGGAGGAAGUCAAUGCGGCGCAGCACGUUCAGCCUGCCCGCGCACCAUAAAGUCAUGAGUAAAACGCAAGAAGAGGAGGAGGAGGGCACGGAAGAAUCUCACGGGGAGGAAGAGGAGGAGGACGCAGAGGACGAGGACGACGAAGGGGAUGAAGCCGAAGAAGCAGGGGAGGGGAACGACAGGCCGUACAACUUGAGGCAGCGCAAGACAGUGCAGAGAUAUGAGGCUCCACCAAUUGAACCAGUGAACAGGAAGCAAAGCAACCCCACACUCUUUGAUACGCACAGGUCGCCAGCAAGAAGAAGCCAUAUACGAAUAAAGAAACACGCCAUUCACAGCAGUGAUACCACCUCCUCCUCCGAUGAGGAGCGUUUCGAGAGAAGGAAAAGCAAAAGUAUGACGCGGGCUAGGAACAGAUGUCUGCCCAUGAACUUGACAGCGGAGGACUUGGCGAGCGGCGUCCUGCGUGAUAGGACAAAAGUGGGGGCCAGCCUGGCCGAUGUGGACCCCAUGAACCUCGACACCUCAGUGAGAUUUGACCAAGUGGGUGGCCUUGGGAAUCACAUUCAGUCUCUGAAGGAGAUGGUCGUGUUCCCACUUCUUUAUCCAGAGGUCUUUGAGAGAUUCAAGAUUCAACCUCCACGGGGGUGUUUAUUUUACGGCCCACCAGGGACAGGAAAGACGCUAGUGGCUCGAGCACUGGCCAACGAGUGCAGCCAAGGCGAGCGUAAGGUUUCCUUCUUCAUGCGCAAAGGCGCCGACUGCCUCAGCAAGUGGGUUGGCGAAUCGGAGCGCCAGCUGCGCCUCCUAUUCGACCAGGCAUAUAUGAUGAGGCCAUCUAUCAUCUUCUUUGAUGAGAUUGAUGGCUUAGCUCCGGUUCGCUCCAGUAGGCAGGACCAGAUACACAGUUCUAUUGUGUCUACUCUGCUGGCCUUGAUGGAUGGCCUAGACAGCCGUGGGGAGAUAGUGGUCAUCGGUGCUACCAACAGACUUGACUCUAUCGACCCAGCGCUGCGGAGGCCCGGCCGUUUCGACCGGGAAUUUCUCUUCAACCUGCCCGACAAGACUGCCAGAAAGCACAUCUUGCAAAUCCACACACGGGACUGGAACCCCAAAUUGUCUGAGCCAUUUGUAGAUGAACUUGCAGAAAAAUGUGUUGGCUACUGCGGCGCAGACAUCAAAGCACUUUGCACAGAGGCGGCGCUGGUGGCGCUACGCCGCCGCUACCCCCAGAUAUACGGCAGCAGCGUCAAGUUGAAACUAGACGUAGCCUCCAUAGUGCUGGGACCCGCCGAUUUUGGCCGGGCUAUGAGGGCCAUUGUGCCGGCCUCCCAGAGGGCGCUGGCACCCUCGGGGCGGGCGCUGUCACCCAUCCUCAGGCCCCUACUGGCUGGCGCCUUCUCCUUGGUGCUCAAUGCUCUUCUCAGAGUCUUCCCCCAUGCUCAGUGUGCAGACAGGGACAUCCACGGCGGCGACAAUCAACUACUUGAAGAAGAUGUGUACAGUGAUGACGAAAACGAGGAGCGUAGCACUUCAAUCUAUGAAGUCCAGUCUGCUUUGUGCCCGCUAAGCCCGUCAGAGUCCUUGAGCGCUGCAAUGUGCCGGCCCUUCAUUCAUAGCUCUUUUUCACCCCACCAGCAACCCACCUCAUACCGGCCUCGUUUGCUCCUGGCCGGUACCCCGGGCUCAGGACAGAGUUCUCACCUAGCCCCCGCCUUGCUGCACCACUUGGACAAGUUGCCUGUGCACCGCCUGGACUUGCCCACCCUCUACUCUAUUAGUGCUAAGACGCCGGAGGAGUCCUGUGCUCAGGUAUUCCGUGAGGCCUGCCGGAGCACUCCCAGCGUGGUGUUUGUGCCGCACAUCUCUGAGUGGUGGGAGACUGUGAGCGACACGCUAAAGAGCACCUUCCUCACACUGCUGCAGGACAUACCCUCCUUCUGCCCGGUCCUUAUCCUCGCCACCGCCGAAAUGUGCUACUCGCGGCUCUCUGACGAGGUGAGGAGUAUGUUCCAGAAGGCUUAUGGUGAGGUGGUCACACUGCAGCCACCAGGCGAAGCAGAGAGGAGGAGCUUCUUUUCAGAUCUGCUGCUGGUCCAAGCGGCCAGAGCUCCACCGCGCCUCAGGAAUACAGAGCGGAUCGUGGAGGUUCUGCCUGUGGCUGACGCCCCAGGCCCUAGGGUGCUGUCUGCUGAAGAACAGCGUCGCCUGGCAGAGCAGGAGGAAAACACAUUACGAGAGCUCCGGCUCUUUCUCAGGGAUGUGACCAAGCGGUUGGCCACCGACAAACGCUUCAACAUCUUCAGCAAGCCUGUUGACAUUGAGGAGGUGUCGGACUACCUGGAGGUUAUCGGACAGCCCAUGGACCUGUCGACUGUCAUGACCAAGAUUGACAAGCACCAUUACCUGACGGCCAAAGACUUUCUGGUGGAUAUUGACCUUAUCUGCAGCAACGCGCUUGAAUAUAAUCCCGAUAAAGAUCCUGGAGAUAAAGUGAUCCGGCACCGAGCAUGCAGCCUCAAGGACACAGCGCAUGCCAUCUUUGCCUCAGAGCUCGACCCAGAGUUCGAUCGAAUGUGCGAAGACAUAAAGGAGGCACACAGGAAGAAGAACGAGCAGACGCCAGUUCAGCCUGCAGCGGCAGCAUCAACGGCGGCAGCAGCAUCAACAACUUCAAUAGCAGCGACUCCUUCGAGUGCUCUCGGAUCCAGGAAGAGCCUAGCUUCUGCGGAACAGCAGAGCAAGGCCAGCACUCAGGGCGAGACUACCGAGAAUAAACCAGGCACCCCAAAUCAUGUCAAGAAGAAGCUUCGCCGACGGCCAUCUUGGGUCCGGGGCAUCAUCCGCAAACACAAGCACCACAAGAAGUCCGUGGAAGAGGAGAAAGGGCAGGAGCACCCUGAGGCCGAAACUGAAGCGGCGGGGCCAAGCGACUCCUGUCUGACGCUGGACGAGGAGUCCUCCUGUGACACACCGGGCCUUCAGGCCAACGGCCACCUCCCUCAUGUCUCCUCCAUGGAGGAAGAGAGCUCCAACGAGCCUCCGGUUUGCUCUGCGGAGGCUGGAAAGGAGUUGGAAAAGCAAACUCGCCUGCAUUGCCUUGGAAACAGUUCUCAUCCACAGGCAGACGGGGACAGUCAAAGUGAUGCAAAACCUUCGAUUGAAAAAUCAGAGUGCUCAGACACUCAGCACACAGAGGUUCUCCAUGUAACGCAAGUGAACGGGAACGAGUCCAUGGAUAGUCUUGACUCACAGUGUCAAGAGAAAAAUGUCAGGGCUAUCGACAAAAGGACUCAACACAACAUAGCGGAUGACGCAGGGAAAAAGGUGGCCGUGGGGGAACACAACAGUAAUCAUGAAAGCGAAAUAACUGAAGAUCUUGUGAUAGAAAGUCUGGAGGAAGAUCAGGACAAAGAAGGGGACUCCAGGGCGAAGAAAUGCAAGAGGGGCACGUCAGAGCAAUUGAAAGCGUCGGCCGAGAGGACGGAGGAAGAAGCCAAACCAACGUCUCCACCCCCGCCUCCACCCCCUCCGCCACCUCCACUCGUGGUUGACCACCAGCAACUUUUGGUGCUACUCAACAUGGUGGUGAGGAAGAGUGAAGGCUUCAGCGUGGAGCAGAUGGAGAGACUCUACUCGGUGCUCAGCCAGUGUAUCUUCACCCAUCGCAGAGAGUACGACAAGACACGAUUACUGGAGGAAAUGGAAGACCGAAUCCAGCAUUUUGACACAUUCCUGUGAGACUCCGACAACAAAACCUCCUCAGGUAGACCCUGAGCAAACUGCCCCCGGACCCCUAACCGCCUCCUCCCACGGGACCACAAACUGAGAGCGAAGUCGAGAGACAUUCAAUGGUGCUAUCGUCUCAGGAAAACACGCUUUGACACAACCAAACCCCCCACCUCCCCCUGCAGGUGUGUCACACUCACGCACAUUUAGACCCACGCCAACGGUAAUGGGCGACCCCGGUGCUACUUGGGUGCUAUUCUAACUGUAAUCCAUGCUGCUUGAAGUGAAAACAACCCCUUCCGCACGCGCGCGCACCGAUCCUCACCAGCAGACAGUUGCGAAUGCCAGAACGGAAGAAAAAUCUCAUUCGGUCAAAGACGCCGCUGAGCCAAUCUCACCGCUGAGUGGAUCAUCAUCAUUAUGCGCUGUUGUUUCUUUCUCACCACUUCUUUCUACCCUCUUACGGUUACUUUAUAUUCGUUGUGCCAUGUUAUCUCUCCAAAAAAAAGUUAGAAAAACUGUGGAAGGGUCUUAGUGGCUUUUAAUUAAACCUGACAUCUCCGAGUGAUAUGAUUUGAAACAAAUAUGGUACUACUCAGUUAGAAUCAACUCCAGUCAUACAAUACAGGGUGACUUUUUAACAAUCCAAUAAAACCAAGAGUGAUGGACCCCAAAAAAAUUUAUUUUUUAGCUAUUGAAACCUUAAAAUUUUUCUUCUUUUAAAAAUGGCCUCUUCUUGUAUGAAUGCAUUCUUCUUUAUCUGUAUAGAACCCCAAAAGGGUCUGAAUUAAAUAAAAACAACAUUUUGAAAUAUGCUUUGAUAAAUAACGAAUUGUUUAAUGUGGCGCUUACAUUGUAAAAUUAUGUAAUAUUAUUAUGAAAAAGAUUAUACAAGAUAAAAAGUGUUUGGUAACACUUUACAAUAAGGGUCCCUUAAUUAACAUUAGUUAAAUCAUUUUUUUAGACAAUAACUAAUGUUUAAGUAACAUUACAAUAGAUAAUAUAAUUGCUUAGCUAACAUUUAUUAAUAUGUUAGUUAACAUGAGUUAAUGCAUUAGCUAAUGCGUUAGUUAAUGCAUAACCAGACAGUAACUAAUGGUUUGGUAAAACUCAAAGUAUAUAUUGGGUUAGGGUUUAGGGUUAGGGUUUGUUAACUUGGCAUUUACAAUUUCUCAGUUAAGGGACUUUACGUGUCCAAAAAGCAUUCAAUAAUGGUUAAUAAAGGUUAAGGGGGGGAACUUAAGCAUUUAUAAUUUGUUAGUUAAGGGACACAUGUGCUACACUUUAUAAUAAGGGUCCAAAAAAUAUUCAGUAAUGGUUGAUUAAGGUUAAGUAAUACUUAUGAGGUACAUUCACGUGAAAAAAUACCAUAAUUAAGGUCAGGUUAGCAGCACCCAAGGACUCAAAGAGCAAUGUUUCUCAUUUUAAAAUAACAAUCACUUACUAGUAUCAGUAUACAUUAAUAACUUAUAAUUUACUAAUGUAUAUGUGAAUUAAUGUUAAGUAAUGUAUUAUAUCUUAUAACUUAACCUUAAGUAUGGUAUUAUUUCACGUGAACGUACCUCAUUAAGUAUUAACCUUUAUUAACCAUUACUGAAUACUUUUUGGACCCUUAUUGGAAAGUAUAGCACAUGUGCCCCUUAACUAAGAAAUUUUAAAUGUUUAACAAACCCUAACCCCAUAUAGGCCUAUAUAUAUAUUUAAUUUUACCAAACUAUUAGUUACUGUCUGGUUAUGCAUUAACUAAUGCUUUAACUAAUGCAUUAACUCAUAUGAAUUAAUACAUCAAUACAUGUUGGAUAAGCAAUUAUAUUAAUUAUUGUAAUGUUACUUAAACGUUAUUGUCUAUCGUUAUUGUUAUUGUCAAUCUAUUUUUAGGGCUAUUUUGAAUAAAAAAAAAAAAAUUUGAACCCUCCAUUUUUCUGGGUAAUUUAUUUCGGAGGUCGUUUAUUAAAUUUUUUUCCCCCCCAACUUCGUUUUUCAAAAUAAUUUAUUUUUGGGUUUGUUUUUUGAAUUAAUUUUUUUUCCAACGUUGUUUUUCAAAAUAAUGUAUUUUGGGGUACAUUUUAAAUUUUCCAACCUUGUUUUUCAAAAUAAUUUAUUUUCGGGUUUGUUUUUUGAAAGUUUUUUUUUCCCCAACUUUGUUUUUCAAAAUAAUUUAUUUUGGGGUUGUUUUUUUUAAAAUUAUUAUUAUUCCAAACUUGUUUUUCAAAAUAAUUUAUUUUCGGGUUUGUAUUUUGAAAUAUUUUUGAAGUAUUUAUUUAUUUUUUAAUUAUAAUUUUUUUCCCCAACCUUGUUUUUCAAAAUAAUUUAUUUUCGUUUUUUUUUAUUUUAUUAAUUUGUUCCAACUUUGUUGUCUUAAAAUGCAUUAAUUAACGCAUUAACUCAUGUUAAUGUAUUAAUAAAUGUUAGAUAAAGGAUUAAAUUAUUGUCAUGUUACUGAAACAAAAUGCAAAAUGUCUAAAAAUGCAUUAACUAAUGUUAAUUAAGGGACCCUUAUUGGAAAGUGUUGCCAAGUGUUUUUUAAUUUCAUAAUUCCUGUUUCCAAAAUAGCCUUUUUUCAUUUCCAAGUCGUUUUUCAGCACAAUGAGAUUUUACCAAAAAAAUUUCAUAAUAUCUUUUUCCACAAAGGCCUUUUUAUUUCAUAAUGUCGUUUUCCAGCACAAUAAAGCAUGAACUGUCAAUCAAAUACUUAAGUCUGAGUCAGUUAAGUGAUAUGCUGGAGGGACUGUGAAGUUUGGCUAGCUGCGCUAGCAUUUCGUAGCGUCACUUUCAGAGUUAAUCAGAUAAGUUGCGAACCGGUUAGAUAGUAACGGACGGCGUUUACCUCAGCCUUAGCAAGGAUUUCAGCAGCAGUGUGUUUUUAUUAGAUGCUUUCUGGAAGUUUACCGAGCAGUUCAUCGUCGCUACCAAAUGCUAGCGCAGCUAGCCGGACUCCACACGCAGCACGCGCUUCAUUGUUCUGAAAAACAACUUUUUGAGAUAAAAAGGCCAUUGUGGUAAAAGGCAUUGUGAAAAAAAAUCUUUGUGAAAAGUGCUUUUCAUCUUGUAAAAUCUCAUUGUGCUGAAAAGCUUCAUUAUGAAAUGAAAGGGCUCUUGUGGAGAAAGGCAUUAAGGAAUAGAGAGUGUUUUUCAUGAAGUUUUUUUGUGUGAUUUUCAUAAUAAUUCUACCUUAUUUUACAAUUUAAGGGCCAUAUUACAUAAUUUGUCUGUUAUUUAUCGAAGUGUUGCUUUUAUUUAAUUUUGACCCUUUUGGGAUUCCAUACAUCUGAGCUGAGAUACUGUGAAUUUCAUCCUGAAUUCACCAUGGUUACUAUAAUGGCACAUUGUUUACUUGCUCAAGGUCACCGUCUCGCAGCGCCGCCACUUGCUCAUGUCUACCAAUACGCAAAAAUUUUCAACAGCAGAUUUCAACAAAGCCUUCAUGCAGUUGAACACCAUUUUUGAAUGAAAAUUCCAUCAUUGUUACUUAAACGGCAUGUUUUAAGAUUUCAGUCACUAUGAGUAAAUUAUUUUUCUUCCAUAACACUUAGUUUGCUUGUUAAAAAGUUCCCUUUUUUUAGUCACCCUGUAAUUAAGAGCAGUGUUGAUUGACCGCGUGAAAGCACACAAAAUACAAACACAAAAAACGCAAAAGAACUUAAAUUCGUUUAUAGCAGGGGUCUCUAAGUCCGGUCCUCGAGAGGUGCUAUCCAGCUUGUUUUCCAUGUCUCCCUCCUUUAACACACCUGAAUCAAAUGAUUGGCUCAUCAGCAAGCGCUGCAGGAGCCUGAUAACGACCCUGAUUAUUUGAUUCAAGUGUGUUAAAGGAGGGAAACAUGGAAAACAAGCUGGAUAGCGGCUCUUGAGGACCGGACUUGCGGACCCCUGAAUUACAGAAAAGCAAAAAUAAAUGAAUAAAGUGCAAAAGGAGUGAGUUUGAAUGCAAGCAAGUUACCUGAAGAUCUCCGAACUGACAAAAUUUACCUACUCAAUUUGGAUUUGUACUUUUAGUAACAUUUUAUUUGACGGUGGCGUCAUAAUUAUGACAUAACACUGUCAUGAGAAGUAUGUCACUUUUGAAUAGAUGUGAAAGACGUAAUUGGAGUUAAUGAGAUCUGUCAUAAGCAUUCAGAAUUAUGACGGCCUUAUGACGCCAAUGUCAAAUAGUGUUACCGUACUUUUUACACUGAACGGCCAAAAUUAACAUCAAUUUAUUGUCAGUUUUACCUGUUCACGCAAGACAAUAAUCUGGAUGAUUGAGUGGUUAAUGGCUAAUUGUGUCGAGGAGUUAUUUGAAAUUUUCAUAUAGAGAACUACGGAAGCGUAUUGCAUUCACAUGCAAAAUAAAAAAUGGGGGGGCUGUUUUUUCAAUAAAUUUUUUUUUAACCCUCCGUUUUUCUGGGUAAUUUAUUUUGGAGGUCGUUUUUUAAAAAAAAUUUUUUUUCCAACGUUGUUUUUCAAAAUAAUUUAUUUUGUUUUUUUUUUUAAUUUUCCAACCUUGUUUUUUAAAAUAAUUUAUUUUCGGGUUUGUUUUUUUUAAAUUUUCCAUCUUUGUUUUUCCGAAUAAUUUAUUUUGGGGUUGUUGUUUUUUUAUUAUUUUUUUUCUAACAUUGUUUUUCAAAAUAAUGUAUUAUCAGGUUUGUAUUUUGAAAUAGUUUUUUUUCCCCAACUUCGUUUUUCAAAAUAAUUUAUUUUGGGGUUGUUUUUUUUAAUCAUUUUUCCCCCCAACCUUGUUUUUCAAAAUAAUUUAUUUUUGGGUUUGUUUUUUUUUUAAUUAAUUUUUUCCAACUUUGUUUUUCAAAAUAAUUUAUUUUGAGGAUGUUUUUUUUUAAUUAUUGUUUUUUCCAACCUUGUUUUUCAAAAUAAUUUAUUUUUGGGUUUGUUUUUUUGAAAUAUAUUUUUUUCCCCAACUUUUAAAAUCAUUUAUUUAUUUAUUUAUUAUUUUAAUUACAUUUUUUUCCAACCUUGUUUUUCAAAAUAUAUUUUCAGGUUUGUUUUUUGAAAUAUUUUUUUUUUUCCAACUUUGGUUUUCAAAAUUGUUUUUGGGUUUGUUUUUUUAAUUAAUUUUUUUCCAACUUCGUUUUUCAAAAUAAUUUAUUUUUGCGUUUGUUUUUUGAAUAAUUUUUCCCCCUGAGCUUGGCUACUGCAGAAAAAAUUGCAAUACGCUUCCGUAAAUGCUAAUGGCUUCCAAAAAAAAAAAAAAAAAAAAAUGUAUUCAAAAUUCAAGCACUUGAGUUAUUGAGAUACUUUAAUGAAUUCAAAAAAAACAAAUCCAAAAAUAAAUUAUUUUGAAAAACAAAGUUGGAAAAAAUGUAAUUCAAAAAGCAAACCCAAAAAUAAAUUACUUAGAAAAACGAAGUUGAAAAAAAAAAUUAUUCAAAAAAACAACCUCCAAAAUAAUUUACUCAGAAAAACAGGGUUGAAAAAAAAUUAAUUAAAAAAAAAAAACAGCCCCAAAAACAAAUUACUCAGAAAAACGGAGAGUUGAAAAAAAAUUAAUUCAAAAACAGCCCCGCAUUUUAAAAUUUUUUCAUGUGAAUGCAAUACGCUUCCGUAGAACAGCUUGAAGAUUACAUAUUAUGUUUUCUUUUCUUUUUCUUUUUUUUUUUUUAACAGAACAGAAAGUUCUAAACUGUCAUCCCCAAGUCUUACCGCGCACCAUGUUGGAAACGUUCGCGUUCUUUGAAUAAUUUGCGCUUGUAUUCGUGUUAGCACCGUCGCUAAGGCAGCAUUUGGUUUUAAUUACAUGUUCGCUCCCAGAAAUAACCCUGUGUCGUUUUAACUAAGCUCGGAAAAGAUGAUGGACUGAAUAUGCAAAAAAAAAAAAAGGAAAAAAAAGCUGCCGCCGCCGGGUUAACACUCGGUCCGCAAGCUACCUCAGCGUAACUUAUUGUCAGCUGUUUACUCGGUACACUCAAGCGGUAUUUUUUUUUUUUUUUUUUUAAAUAAAGUACUCAACUCGUUAGCGGUGAGGUGACGUCUAAGCGGCCCCCCAAACUCCCACCUGCCAGGGCCCCAUUUUGUGACAUGAUGCAUUAUUUUUCCUGUAUUAUUUGGGCAGAUUUCAUCUCAUGUCUAUUUAUUGUAGAUGAUUUACAUUUUUUUUUUUGGUUUUGAAUUUUGUAAACCUGUAGCAUUUGUGUAGCAGGUUUUCGGGGGCAUUUGAGAGUUUUUACAAGUCUCUCAGGUUUAACACAUGCCCUUUUUUUUUUUAAAUUUGGUUUUCCUACUUUUUAUGGUGUGUACAUGUAUUUAUUUCCUGAAGUGUAUUGUUGCCCUACCCCAAAAAAGAAAAGCUUAGCAUCACAUGUACUGAACGUUUUUUUUUUGGGUGUAGCAUCAAUACGCUUCCAUAAUUUCCUGUUUUUUCAUUUGAUAUGUUGCAUACUGGAAAUCGCGCAGGAACAGGACCAGACUUUUUUGUUUUUUUUAAAUAAACAUUUUGUUGCCAAAAGACAUACACGAGAGCUACAUUUGGGAAUUAUAAAGACACGAGUUGGUUUAAAUGUCAUACAUUGUGAUAUUGCUUUGUUAUUGUAGCCAUGAUGGACUAACAACCAAUUUUUGUCUGGUAGUUGACACGACUUUUUCUAGUCCAGUAUGCCGAGCGAGCAAGCGAGCCCCUCUUUGGUCCCGUUCUUCUUUCCUUCACGUGCCCUGACACUUUUUUUUUUUUUUGCGUCGGAAACUUUUGAGGCGCUGCCAGGGUUUCGGUUAAGAUUUUCGGCCCGUUCAACACCACCCAGCACGCUCUCGUUACCUUUUUAGUGUAAGGUUAUAUUUGGAAUGGAAACACUUACUGUAUUUCUCAAAUAAAACUGCUGUGAAAUACUUGAAUAAAAAGGUGCAAAACUGAAUGUGCUGGUUUGUUUUUUGAGUCGACAUUAAAAAAUGGAUUUGUUAUGGGGAUUAGGGGUGGGAACUUUUGGCUAGCUCAAGAUAUGAUUUGCGAUGUUAACGAUCUCGCGAUAUGGCAAUGCAACAGUUAUCGAUACAUUGGUCCGGAAAUAAUUCUACGAUAUUCUACAAAACGCCUGAUAAACAGAAAAGCUAUGAUAUACCGUAUUGGCCUGAAUAUAAGACGACCCCCUUUUUCAAGAUUCAAAUUUGAAAAAAAGACUUUUUGAACACCAAAUUUUUAUACAGAAAAUAAUACAGUACAUCUGAAACAAAUGAUUAUAACCAUAUAUUUGAGAGAAAAUGCAUGUUGUUUUGCCUCAUUCAAAUCUUAAUAUGUGAACAUUUAAAUAUGUAAACUAAAGUGCAAUCACAUUCGUAAAUGAAUGGCUUCUGGUUUUUCAAAUGUAAAUAAACUGUUGUGAUAAAACAACAAAAUUGCAAUAACUGCAUUAACCAUCAACGUGAAGUCUAACUGUAAUUGUAGUCUUGAAACAAAUCUGAAUAAGGAAAAACAUUUCAAUAAAAUAAUGUAAACUGGUUAAACUUGAGAGAAGCUGAGAUCUGUCAUGACAACAUCGCUUCAGUGAUAUCUGGCGCCAUCUAGCGUCGUGAAUGGGUAUAACGUCUAGACCGCGAAUAUAAGAGGACCCCCUCUUUUUCAGUCUUAUUUCAUUGCAAAAAAGUCUUAUAUUCGGGCCAAUACGGUAUAUAUGAAUGUAAAAAAAAAAAAAAAAAAAAAAAAAGUUGUUUAACUUAUUCGCUACCAGCCAUUUUACUAGAUUUUAACUGAUUUUGCAAGGCCCACAGAAAAUUAUGUUCUAUUGCUAAAUAAACACCAAAAGAAACAUUACUCUCUUCUUUCAGCAGGAAAAAAAAAAUUAGUUCAUAUCUUUUUCCAUUCUUUAGAAAUCAGCAUUAGAAAAUAGCUUUUUUAGCAAUUAGCAAUAGCAAUUUUCCAAUUUCUGAUGAAAAAACAGAAAUGGAGCUUUUUGUGGAUUAGGGGUGGGAACUUUUGGCUAGCUCAAGAUAUGAUUAGCGAUGUUAACGAUCUCGCGAUAUGGCAAUGCAACAGUUAUUGAUACAUUGGUUCGGAAAUAAUUCUACGAUAUUCUACAAAACGCCUGAUAAACAGAAAAGCUAUGAUAUACCGUAUUGGCCUGAAUAUUAGACGACCCCCUCUUUUUCAAGAAUCAAGUUUGAAAAAAAAAAAAAGAGGCUUUUUGAACACCAAAAUAAUUUUUAUACGGAAAAUAAUUACAGUACAUCUGAAACAAAUGACUAUAACAAUAUAUUUGAGAGAAAAAGCAUGUUAUUUUGCCUCAUUCAAAUCUUAAUAUCUGAACAUUUAAAUAUGUAAAGUGCAAUCACAUUUGUAAAUGAAUGACCUCUGGUUUUUGAAAUGUAAAUAAACCAAUCUAUUGUGAUAAAACAAGAUUGCAAUAACUGCAUUAACCAUCAAAGUGAAGUCUUUAGUUACAUCCCAAACAUCUAAAUAAUGUUUUCCUUCUACAAAAUAACAUAAACAACAAGCCAAAUAGAGCUUUUGAUAGCAAAGUAACAAUUUAUUUACACAUAACUAACUGAGAUGAUGCUGUUGUGGCUGCGACAUCCGGGUUAACUUUUCCUUAAUCGCCACCUGUCUCACAAAGAUUUUUUUUUUUUUUAGUCUCUGCGGGGUCUGCUCGGCGAGCAGCACGGACUCGACAUUGUCCGCUGCACGGGUGGUCCCGGUCGUUCUGCUCGGUCGUCCAGCGCCUGGCAUCCGGGGCGUCCUCUCGGUUGUUCUGCUCGGUUGUCCGCCGGCUGGCAUCCUUCUGCCGGCGCCCCGGCCGUUCGUAGCUUUAAAAUGGAUUUUCAGCAUUUUGCUUUGGAGCUACGUUGCAUCAGAGCCUAGAGAUGUCUCUUGUGGAGAAAAAACAUAAAAGACGUAUAAAUACGUCUUUGGGACACUAAAACAAAAAUAGAACGUAUUUAUACGUUUUUGGGAGCAAAUGAGUUAAGCGGACGCUCGCUUUUAGCGUUAGCCUAAUGCUAACGUGAAAACUAUGCUAACGCUAGGAGUUACAUUUUGUGUGAUGAUCACUCAGUAUAUGGUGGAAAACACAGACAAGACUGAAAAAUCAGUUUCUGCUCUUGCACUCCUCUUUAAAAGAACGUGCUGUAUUUUAAGCCAAAACAACUGUUUUGUUUGAUAGAACAAUAUGUCUAUAUGCUGCCAUAGCAGAUUCAUGGCGCAUGAAGCCCCCGAACUAUUUUUAAUUUGUCCGUUUUACCCUGAAAACCCCCGUUUACAGACGUCGCGCAACCGCUUUUUUCAACCCAGCCAUAAAACGAAGGUAAUUAAUUAUAUUUAUUAUUCAAAAUGUCUGUCGUUUUUAGCUUAGAAUCAUUAAUUGAUGUCUCAUAUUUCGUUUAAAAAAAAAAAAAAAAAAAACCUUAAAAAAAUUAUUUACUCAAAUAUUUUAAACUUUUAGACAAAUUAUGCCACAAUGAAAUAAAUGGCGUCUGUAAAAAAAAGUCACGGAUAUCUACCUCAUAACUAUUGCUUUAUUGUUUUUGUUACUGUCGAAUUUUUUUUCGAUAUGUUAGAUGAUAAAUAAUCGAUCCACACAAAGAAAAAUAGAAAGAAAGAAAAAAACGUUUAAAAGGGUAAAUUUAUGAAAAAGAAAAUCUCGACCAAUCUUUGAUGUCUGCGAUUUCUGCAUCGCGACCCUUGUUAUAUUACCAUGUUUCACCCAUUAAAUCCAGCUGUGGCCAUUCACAGCUGUGUCUUGACACUCAGUGAUACAUGCUACAUGGAGUUUUUGGAUCGAAACAAGGUAAGUACGCGAUAAUAUCUCGUUAAAGUCAUGGCGUCUGUAAUUCUGCUCUCGCGUGCUCUCACCUCCAGAUAGGGUUUUGCUGUUAAAAUUAUUAUCAUUAUUAUUAUUUUUUUUUAAAAUGCCGUUCAAAACUGUUCAAAAUGUUUCUUCCCCCAGAAAAUUGAGAUUUUAAGCUUUCCAGUGAUAUAUCACACAUGCAUAUCGGACAAUUUUGAAAUUUGGCCAAAUUGGGGGUCUCAGAGGGGAACUACAAGUCACCUGAGUGUUUUCCCGCCAUAUACAUUUAAAGGCUAAAGCAACAUUGCAUAUCCUCUCUGAUCAAGAUAAGAAAACAAAUUUUACUGUGUGUGCAAGCUUGGAGACUGGGUAAGACUCACUGAGUCAGGGCGGGAGGCGCAGUAUGUCACAUGAGUGACACAAGCAGAGACUGCUACAACUCAGGCCAACUACACAAAAAAAUGUCAGACAUUGUGAACAUGUGAUGGAAACUAUUGCGCAUUUUCAUCUCGUUCAUGUCUCAUCAAACGAAACCUGACAAUAGUCAUAUUUUAGUCUCCCAAAACAAGUAUUUAGCUCUUUAUGGUCUCGUUAUGAAAAAAUUGUUCGCUGACGAAAUAUUUUCGUGAUCACCAUUGUUGACGAAAACAAGACUGUUUCAAAUUAAUGUAUAGAAAAGUCAAUUACAGGUAGUCCCCGGGUUAUGAAUAAGUUCCGUUUCUACGCUGGCGACUUAUACAGAAUUUCCGCGUAAGUCCCACGUAACUGGGUGCCUUGACAAUUUUUGCAAAGUGUCAUGAAAUAUAGAGACUAUCAAAAUCUUUUGGGCCAUAAUGUAGGGUGUAGAGUCAGAUAACUGGGUCUGUGUCAGAGGUCGUGGGUGUUCCAACAGGACAAUGACCCAAAACAUACCUCAAAUCGCACCAAGAAAUGGUUGGAGACAAAGCGCUGGAGAAUUCUGCGGUGGCCAUCGAUGAGUCCGGAUAAAAAUCAUAUUAAACACUAUGCAGAGAUCUUAAAAUUGCUGUUGCAAGAAGGCACCCUUCAAAUCUGAGAGACCUGGAAUAGUUGCAAAAGAAGAGUGGUCCAAAAUUUCAUCUAAGAGGUGCACAAAACUUGUUGAUGGUUAUAGGAAGCGAUUGCUUUCCGUUAUUUCUUCCAAAUGAUGUGCAACCAAAUAUUGUGGUGAAGGUGCCAACAAUUUUGUCCAGCCUAUUUUUUGAGUUUUGUCUAAAAUUGUGUUUAUUUUGACUUUUUUCCUCAGCUGUUUUAUGUUUUUCCAAUGCACAUUCAAGAAAUACAUUAUUACCGAAAACAUUUGUAACUGCAUUAAUUUAUGUGAGAAAUGCUGUAUUUUCAGGAAAAAUUCCAGGGGUGUCCAUAAUUGAGAGACAGCUAGAACCAAAGUGGUAUUUGCCAUGUAGCAUUUUUUUUUGCCAUGUAUCAAAAUGUUUUGCCAUGUGGCAUUUUUUUUUAUUUUGCCAUGUGGCAUAUUUCUGCCAUGUAGCAAAAUGGAUUUUGACCUGGCAUUCAAGUGUAAGUUCAAAAAUCACAGCCAUGCACGUUUUUCUGCCAUUUAAUAUGAAUGGAAAAUUUGGCCGUGCAUAGCCGUCAAUGGCAUAGCCUGCCUUGGUUGUCAGUUGAAUGUCAAUGCACUUUUAUGUAAAGUGUACGGUCAAAAAUCACAGCCACGUUUUUCUGCCAUUUUAAAAUGAAUGGAAAAUUUGGACGUGCAUGGCUUGCAAAACUGCCAUGUACCCCCUAAAAAUUGCCACAUAACCCCC
This is a messenger RNA of Corythoichthys intestinalis (scribbled pipefish), 15904 nucleotides long. RefSeq names its product ATPase family AAA domain containing 2B (gene atad2b). NCBI's taxonomy places the organism in Eukaryota, Metazoa, Chordata, Actinopteri, Syngnathiformes, Syngnathidae. The coding region runs from base 145 to 4431 and encodes 1428 amino acids. Gene Ontology annotation, biological process: positive regulation of transcription by RNA polymerase II. Gene Ontology annotation, molecular function: histone binding; chromatin binding; ATP binding. The transcript has 28 exons. Gene Ontology annotation, cellular component: nucleus. The record is from RefSeq and is a predicted model, not a curated record.